CGCCAGCAGCCAUGGCCGACUCGGACUCUUCGCUGUCGUCUGCGCCCCCGACCGACGAUGAAAUGGACCUGGGCAUUCCACAGGCGACGGCGCCAGAGCCCGCUGCCCAGAAAAAGAGGAAGAAGAAGAACGGCACCAUCUUGACUUUUUUCAAACAUCGCUCGCCUUCGCCGCCUCCCCGCAAGCGCGACCCCUCGCCGCCCCAUGAGCCGGUCCCAGAGGACAAUCCAGACAUUGCUUUCAUCGUCAUGUUCCGGUCGCGCUUCAACGAAGCAUUCCCGCGCGGCUCCCCCCAUGUCGGCCCUCAGGAUAUCGAGUCAGGUGUCGCGGGCGACACGCCGUCGGCCGACGUCGAGGGCCUGCUGUGCGCCCUGCUUGGCCUUGUCCUCAAUCGCAAGAAGCCUGUCGAAAAAGGCCACUACGGUCGGGCUCUCGAGGAAGCCAUGCAAACCCAAAAGUCGCAAUGGCCCGCCAAAUGGACGACCAACCCACUCAGUGGCGGUCGCAGCUUCAAUACAAUGGCAGCUGAAGAGCGGAUAACUCUGCUCCACUCGCUGUGCCUGUGGAGCCUCAACCAAAACGAGCAAGUCAAGACCAUGAUCAACACGGCGUACAAGUCACGCACCACCAAAGACAGGCAAGACACAAACAUUCCCUUGUCGGUGCAGGCUUGGGGUCGUGAUGGCGACAAGCGUCGGUACUUCCUUGUCGAGGGACAAAACGACACCCAUUUUCGUGUCUACCGCGAGACAGACCCCAAGUUGAAAAAGGUACAAUGGGUCAGCGUCGCCGGCUCCAUUGACGAGGUGCGCGCCCUCGCGAAGAAGCUGGAAGAGGUCGACGGUCACAAAGAAGCAAAAGCACUAGGCGAACGCAUGCUCAACGCCAUCCCGCGCUUUGAGGCUUCGGAGAACAAGCGGAAGCGACGCGAGUAUACACGCCAGCGCAAAGAUGCCUUUACACGCCCCGAACCCGGCUUCUCUCUGUACGAAGGCCGUACCCGUGGCAAGCGACAGCGAUAUACAUUUGAUGAAGAGGAAGACUUUGACUCGGACAACCUUUCCGUGCGUCGUUCUGGGAGACAAUCAGGCCGCGACACUCCUGCAGCACCCUCUGGCCCAACUAUCACCGCUAGCGGUCGGCAGGUACGGUCCCGGGCAACAGGCGCAUAUGGAGAGAAGCUGCACAGCGGACAGGUCGCAGACCACCCUUCACCCGCAACUGGCGACUACAUACGAUCAGACAUAUCAGAAGAACGACAGUCAGGCCAUGGUGGUCGGGCGACACGCGCAGCCAACAGAGGUACCACAAACGGGCGUGUAUUGAACCGCACGCUGGAUUCAGAAGAUGAUGAGGACGCAACAUCCUGGGACGGUGGAGACGACGAAGAGGAUGAAGCUGACCAAAUCGACUUGGACGAUGACGACGACGAUGGUGCCGCCGAUGCUUCGUCUGAGGAAGACGAGGAGCCAAGCCUUAUGGUCACCCUCCGCUAUCGUAAACCCGGGUCCGACGCUCAAGAACCCGAUACCGCAAUGGCCGGCAAUGAAGCUACAAACCCUUCUGACGCCCCAACGUCGCAACCAACACAGCAGCAUGCCACGCAUAAUCACGAGCCAGUAGCAUCCGUAUCCCAACCCGAGGUAUCCUCAACUCUGAACGGCCUUUCCACACCAUUCCAACAGCUUCACGUCGCUCCUCCUGUCCCCGUCGCUUCUCAGCCACCUGCAGUGAAUUCAGACUCCACGCCCAGACAAGACGGCUUCUUUUCUGCGCCGACGCCGCCAUACAGCGCACCCGAGGAAGCGCCCAAGCCGCAGACAGCAGCUGACCAAGCUCCUCGCAUCAACAUUGAGGUGUCUUCAGCGCAAUAAGCAGCGCCUAUCUAUUUAUCUGUUUCCCUUGGCCGCCCGCGGUUUUUGACUCAACGACUUGCUUUUUUACGGCAUAACUACCACCAGUCCCUUGCUAUUAAGUGUGAGCAACAAUGACUAUACCC
This is a messenger RNA of Exserohilum turcica Et28A, 1999 nucleotides long. RefSeq lists its product as uncharacterized. NCBI's taxonomy places the organism in Eukaryota, Fungi, Ascomycota, Dothideomycetes, Pleosporales, Pleosporaceae. The transcript has 5 exons. The coding region runs from base 12 to 1874 and encodes 620 amino acids. The record is from RefSeq and is a predicted model, not a curated record.